UUCCAAUUGCGAACUUACAGAUUCACGAAGUCUCACCCAAGAUGGCUGCCCACAGCAGGGAUGUAGAAGGUUUUGCUCAAAUCGAUUCUCUGAGGGAAAUAUCUUCACAAUUUUUUGAAAUGGUUCCAGUUAGAAAGCUAAAGUGGAAGGAUGAAGAAGCAGCCUUAUUAGCAUCAAGUCCGGAACUUCAAAGACAUCUCCUUUUGGCAACAGUGAAAAAUCCAGUCUGUCAGAGUUGUCCCCCUGCUCUGUCAUAUAUGCGCUAUUUCAUGAAAUUGUUAAUUCACAAGCUGGAAUCAGAAGAUGCAGACAUCUGUGAUGAAAUGUAUGAAGCGUACACAGACAUCUUGUCACGACAAGAGGAUGAAGAUGAAACACUGUGUUAUAAGACUUACAAAAUGCCCAGUGGAGAGUCUGUGUCUCUUCAGGAAUCGGUGCAUUUAGUAUCCCAAGGGACAACCGGACUGAGCACAUGGCAGGCAGCGCAACAUCUGGCAGAAUGGGUUAUUGAGAACCCUCAAGUUUUCUCAAACAGAUCCGUGGUGGAACUGGGUAGUGGCCUGGGUCUGACGGGGAUCGUCACCUGCAGACUGUGCCAGCCACAGAGCUUCACGUUCACCGACUGCCACAGCCAGGUUCUGUACCUUCUGUCCAGGAACAUCGAGCGCAACCUCAGCCAGCCCACCCUCAGCACAGACGGAGAAGCCUCCUCCGACAGAGACCGGAAAAACCUGAAGAAGAUCCGCCGACAGCUCAGCCUGUCCUCCGACCACGGUGGCGGUGGGGGAGCGGAGAUAGCGUGCGGGUCCGACCAUUCGGUCGUGUCGCGGGACCGCAUCGUGCUGAGGGAGAGUUGUGGGAGUGAGGACGAAAUCUGCUCCGACACGGUGGAGCUGGAUGUGAACCCCAGCCACUGGGACAUGGACGCUACACACAGGCUGGCUUCCCUAAAUAAGGAUAAGCGGGUCAACAUUUGUCAUCUCGACUGGGAGUGCGUUAAGACGAAGCUUCUGGAUAAACUCAAAGCUGACAUCAUUCUAGCGGCAGAUGUUGUCUAUGAUACCAGUAUUAUCCCGGCACUCGUCUUUGUUUUGAAAAGUUUGCUCGACACAGGACCAGACAGCAAUAGAAAACCCAAGGCCUUCAUAGCAUCCACGAUUAGAAACGAAGACACCAGGGAUGAAUUUCUAGUUGCAAUGGGCUCUGAAGGAUUGAAGUACUCCGUGGUGGAAUCUCCCAAACACUGCCUGUUCUACUACGACCGCUCAGUGCCCAUUGAAAUUCUCCAAGUGUCUGCUCAUUAACCACUGCUUGCCGCCAUGGGGUGAAGGUUUUGAAUGGCAACAAAUCAUGACACAUCUCCAGAUCUUUCAUCUGAACAGUUAUUGGAUUUUGCAUAUUUGAUCGGGAGAAAUGGGUUGAUAUCAAGUGGAAGUCUUUUUGAUAUCAGGGAAUUGGUGAAGUAGACCUCUGCUUUGUAUUAACGCAAAAGUGUAAGGUGCUAAUAAUGAUGCAGUGAAGGUAUGGCACAGCUUUGUGUACUUCCUACACUAAAAUCAAAACUCAAGUGU
Aplysia californica (California sea hare) is the source of this 1571-nucleotide messenger RNA. Its product is annotated as protein-lysine N-methyltransferase EEF2KMT. The record is from RefSeq and is a predicted model, not a curated record. The transcript has 8 exons. NCBI's taxonomy places the organism in Eukaryota, Metazoa, Mollusca, Gastropoda, Aplysiida, Aplysiidae. The coding region runs from base 42 to 1304 and encodes 420 amino acids.